Molecule: messenger RNA, 1827 nt
Organism: Rhinolophus ferrumequinum (greater horseshoe bat)
Lineage: Eukaryota; Metazoa; Chordata; Mammalia; Chiroptera; Rhinolophidae
Gene: HOMER3
Product: homer scaffold protein 3
Exons: 10
Coding region: 494-1573 (359 amino acids)
Biological process (GO): G protein-coupled glutamate receptor signaling pathway; regulation of store-operated calcium entry
Cellular component (GO): dendrite; postsynaptic density; plasma membrane
Molecular function (GO): G protein-coupled glutamate receptor binding
Source: RefSeq, a predicted model, not a curated record
CAGAGAAGCUUCCAGGAGGAGAGGGGCGGGGAGCUGAGCCUCGAAGGACCAGGCAGAAUAUAUGCCUGUCAGAAGGGCAUUCCAGGUAGAGGAAACAGCUUGGGCAAAGGCCUGGAGGGAGGAAACUCAGGUUUUGGCCUGGGACUAAGUCUCUAGAAUUCAUCUAAAGGUAAUUUGAAAGUAGCUACCAGUUUAGAUGUGUGAUUCUUGUCAGGCAAACAGAAAUAAAAGAAGAGGGAAAGGAGAUGUGACAGACCAAAAGCAAAACUUCUCAGGUUGUCAGAAAGCUCAGAGCGUCAGGGAACUGUGAGCCUCGGGCAAGGCCUCCUUGCCUCUGCCCACCGCCAAACGGCACUGUGCAACUUGGAGGCAAGCUCAGGCCUGGGGAGGUGAUCGCAGCUCAGCCCCCUGAGGACCUGCUUCUGAGGCCGAACCAGCAGCUCCUGCCACUCCUCUGGCUGCCCCUUGGAGCUCACCCAGCCCAGCUUGACCAAUGUCCACAGCCAGGGAGCAGCCCAUCUUCAGCACACGGGCACACGUGUUCCAGAUUGACCCAGCCACCAAGCGGAACUGGAUCCCCGCUGGCAAGCACGCACUCACUGUCUCCUACUUCUACGAUGCCACCCGCAAUGUCUACCGAAUCAUCAGCAUCGGGGGUGCCAAGGCCAUUAUCAACAGCACUGUCACUCCCAACAUGACCUUUACCAAAACCUCCCAGAAGUUCGGGCAGUGGGCAGACAGUCGCGCCAACACUGUCUAUGGCCUUGGCUUUGCUUCUGAGCAGCACCUGACCCAGUUUGCUGAGAAGUUCCAGGAAGUGAAGGAAGCAGCAAGACUGGCAAGGGAGAAAUCUCAGGAUGGAGGGGAGCUCACCAGUCCAGCCCUGGGGCUCACUGCCCACCAGGUGCCCCCGAGCCCCCUCGUCAGCACCAACGGCCCCGGCGACGAGAAACUGUUCCGCAGUCAGAGCGCCGACGCCCCUGGUCCCACAGAGCGCGAGCGGCUCAAGAAGAUGCUGUCAGAGGGCUCCGUGGGUGAGGUGCAGUGGGAGGCCGAAUUCUUUGCGCUGCAGGACAGCAACAAUAAGUUGGCGAACGCCUUACGAGAGGCCAACGCCGCCGCCGCCCAGUGGAGGCAGCAGCUGGAGGGCCAGCGCUCAGAGGCUGAGCGGCUGAGGCAGCGGGUGGCUGAGCUGGAGGCCCAGGCAGCCUUGGAGCCCCCCCCAGUCAGCGAGAAGGAGGGGACUGGCCAGACACUGGAGCAGCUGGAGGCCCUAGUGCAAACCAAGGACCAGGAGAUCCAGACGCUGAAGAGCCAGGCUGGUGGGCCCCGCGAGGUCCCUGACACAGUGGAGCGCGAGGAGACGCAGCAGAAGGUGCAGGACCUGGAGACCCGCAACACGGAGCUGGAGCACCAGCUGCGGGCAACGGAGCGCAGCCUGGAGGAGGCACGGGCUGAGCGGGAACGGGCACGGGCCGAGGUGGGCCGGGCUGCACAGCUGCUGGACGUCAGGCUGUUUGAGCUGAGCGAGCUUCGCGAGGGCCUGGCCCGCCUGGCUGAGGGAAACCCCUGAGCCUUGAGCCCUGCCACUGGUCCACAUGGGAGCUGGGGCCUGUGGGAGGGGUUUUACAUGAAAGCUUCCCGCCUGGAGCAUGGGCCGGCCGCAGGCGGCACAGCAGGCCCUUCGCCCUGGCAGGGACGGGGCCAACUCAGCCCAGGUAGGGCCUGGCCACUCACAGCUCAGGGGCUGUUUGGGGCUUUUCGUUGUGUAGGAUUUCUAGACUUCCCGGGGCACGUGCUGAUGCCCAGAUUACAUUUCUAAGCGUG